This is a messenger RNA of Solanum pennellii, 2184 nucleotides long. RefSeq lists its product as uncharacterized. The coding region runs from base 79 to 1824 and encodes 581 amino acids. NCBI's taxonomy places the organism in Eukaryota, Viridiplantae, Streptophyta, Magnoliopsida, Solanales, Solanaceae. The transcript is spliced from 4 exons. Gene Ontology annotation, molecular function: zinc ion binding. The record is from RefSeq and is a predicted model, not a curated record.
UUGGUGAGGAAAGAGUUGAAUGUUCAUGUAGGCAAGGCAGUUUGUUUAAAAACAAGAAAAAUUAUUUUAAAGGAAAUUAUGGGAGAUCAUGUGGCAGAAUUUAACAGAAUCCUAGACUACAAGGAUAUGUUACUCCAAACAAAUCCUGGUAGCACUUGUGUUGUGAAGCUUAAAGAUUCAGAAUCAGGAAGUGGGAUGAAACAAUUUCACUCUUUUUAUAUUUGUUUUGAUGCUAUGAAAAAGGGUUUUCAACAAGGAUGCAGAAGAUGUAUAGGGCUAGAUGGGUGUUUUCUAAAGGGAAUUUGCAGGGGUCAACUUUUGGUAGCUGUUGCUAAAGAUGCAAACAACCAAAUGUAUCCAAUAGCAUGGGCAGUCAUUGAUACUGAAAGCAAGUUGACAUGGAAAUGGUUCAUGACCAUUCUGAAAGAUGAUCUUAAUCUAGGAAAUGGUUCCCAGCUAACUAUCAUUAGUGAUAUGCAAAAGGGACUAAUAGCUGCUGUAGAUGAACUAUUUCCAGAAUGUGAGCACAGAAUGUGUGCUAGACACAUAUUAGCAAAUUGGUCACAAAACUUCAGAGGCUUAGAGAGAAGAAAGAAAUUUUGGGCUUGUGCUAGAUCAACAUUUGAGGCACAAUUUAAGUACAAUAUAAAUGCCCUGUCCAAGCUGGGAAUAGGUAUUGUUGAAUCCCUUAUCAAAUACAACAAGGAGACAUGGUGUAAAGCUUUUAUUCAAACAUUUUCAAAGUGUGAUAGCAUAGAUAACAACAUGGCAGAGAGUUUCAAUUCUUGGAUCUUGGGACCUAGGAACAAGACCAUUGUAACUAUGUUGGAAGAAAUUAGAGUUAAGGUGAUGAGUAGAGUGAGUAAGUCAAGAGCAUUUGCUGAAACAUGGACAGAUGGAAUAUCUCCAAUGGCAAUGAUGGUAUUCAAUACAAAUGUAACAAGAUCAAUGCAGUGCAACAUUGAAUGGAAUGGUGAUGUUGGAUUUGAAGUGUUAGAAGGGGUAUACAAGCAUACUGUGAACUUGGGUCAACAAAAAUGUAGUUGCAGAUCAUGGGAAUUAAAAGGUAUCCCAUGUGCACAUGGUAUAGCAGCAAUGAACCACUUGAACAUGGAUGCAUCACAAGCAAUAUCUAGUUGGUAUAGAAAAGACACAUAUAUGAAGACAUAUUCUCAUUUCAUUCAACCAGUCCCAAACAUGGAAAUGUGGCCUGAAAGUAGAAACCCAAUGGUUGAACCACCUGAGGCAAGACAAAUGCCUGGUAGGCCACCAAAGAACAGAAGAAGAGAAAUUGGUGAAGUGAGAAAAGCUGGAAAGUUGCCAAGAAUGGGGACAGUAAUGACAUGUUCACUUUGCAAAGGACCAAAUCAUAACAAGAGAAAUUGUCCAAAAAAUCCUAAAACUAAGUCUACACCAACACCCACUCAAGAGUCCACCACUGGAAAAAAGAGGGGUAGAGGUCAUUAUGAAAGAACAAGCACCAGUAAGACUGGUACAAGAAGAGGUGCAGGAAGUGGUUACAAGAAGAGGCCUAAAGUUGUUGGACAAGGUGUAUUUGUUGCUGAUACUGGAUAUACGUGUAUUAAUCAAGGAUUGUCUAGCAGAAGGAGGGUUAAUACUGGUGUGGUGAGUUCUGCACAUGUGACAGGUGAUAUUGGUUUUAAACCUACCAAGGGACUGAAGUGGAAAGGCAAACAGGCCAUGACUCAAAGACAACUUCAAGUCGAAAGUGUUGUGCGUCGUAUUCAAACCAGAUCAAAAGCUGAUGGCAUUCAAACAAGGUCACAAGCCAAAGGAAAAUCACUCUCAAAGAAAACUUCUUAGUUGUGUGGUUGUGGUGUCCAACCAAACUUGAAAUAGUGUUUUAUGUGGUUUUAUGUGUUGAUGAAUCUAUGGUUGUUCAAACAAACUUAAAGUAGUUACUGUUUUAUGUUUUGCUAGUUAACUUAAGUUAUUGUGGUUGUUGGUUGGUGCUUGUGUGGUUAUUCAACUAACCUUAAAGUAGUGAUUGUUUUAUGUUUUGCUAGUUAACUUAAGUUAUUGUGGUUGUUGGUUGAAACAAUGAAACACUAUGAUGCUUCUUUUUUAUGAUCAAGAAAGCACUAGUUAUGUUAUGUUUGUUGCCUUCAUGUUAUUAUUUCAUGGUAUCAUAGUACCCAUUACAUGUAAUUGUAUUGAUCAGCA